Clavispora lusitaniae ATCC 42720 is the source of this 1212-nucleotide messenger RNA. RefSeq names its product putative aminopeptidase. Gene Ontology annotation, biological process: proteolysis. NCBI's taxonomy places the organism in Eukaryota, Fungi, Ascomycota, Pichiomycetes, Serinales, Metschnikowiaceae. Gene Ontology annotation, molecular function: metalloexopeptidase activity. The record is from RefSeq and is a predicted model, not a curated record.
AUGAAGUUGAUCGCAAUUUUAGCCGCUUUCAUCGCAGCUAGUGAGGCAAUAAGCUUUGGAGUAUUGGACCAGAGCUUGGGCAGAACACCUGAUCGUGUGAUUAAAACUGGUCCUCUGAAUUUCGAGGUUGUCUCUGAGGCAACAAAACUUGAGUACCGCAGACAAGGAAAACGAUUCAUCGACGUCACUGAGUCUGUAUCAGUGCAAGAUGCCUAUGAGAAAGGUAUGAUCUCGGGGGUUGGAGAGAACAACAUUCUUACUGUUUUCUCCAAGCAAGUUGAAACAUUAAAGAAACCGAUUCCAUCGUACAACUACCCAACCAAUACGACGCAAAAGAGCAUUGUGGGGCCCCUUCUUGAAGAAAUCGAUAUCGAGCGAGUCAAGUCCAACUUGGCCAAAUUUACGUCGUUUUACACUCGUUACUAUAAGUCUUCCACUGGUUUUGACUCUGCCAAUUGGCUCUACGACACAAUCAAUGAGAUUUUGUCCAUCUUGCCUUCGAAGGCGUACACGGUGCAAAAGGUCAAGCACAAUGGCUGGGACCAAUACUCUAUUGUGGUGAGUCUUGUGGGCGAGAAGAAGGAGAAGGUUAUCGUGGGAGCGCACCAAGACUCUAUCAACUUGUUGUUCCCCAACUUACUUGGCGCACCUGGUGCAGAUGAUGAUGGUUCUGGAACAGUUACCACUUUAGAAGCACUCAGAUUAGUUGCAGGAGCAAUUGCAAAAGGUGAUUUUACUCCACAUAAUACGUUGGAAUUCCAUUACUACUCAGCCGAAGAAGGAGGAUUGCUCGGUUCUAUUGAUGUGUUCAACAAGUACUUUGCUGAGAAUGCUACUGUAGUAGGUAUGCUUCAACAGGACAUGACUGGAUAUACUGCGGGCACCGUGGACCAGGGUGUUGAGCCCCAUUUUGGUUUGAUUACUGAUUACACUUCGACUGGACUCAACGACUUCAUUAAACUCGUGAUUGGCGCCUACUGUGGAAUCAGCUACCAUGAAACUAAGUGUGGCUAUGCUUGUUCUGACCAUGCUUCAGCCUUAGAGAAUGGUUACCCUUCGAGUUUCUUGAUUGAAAGUGAGUUCAAGUACACCGCGAAGCAAAUCCACCUGACUAUGGAUACGAUGGACAGAUUGGAUUUUGAGCAUGUGAAAGAGCACAUCAAGUUGACCGUGGGCUAUGCUGUGGAACUCUCUGCAGCCCACAAGUUAUAA